AUGGUCGACGAUUUGCCAACGCUCCCGGGCUCUCUCAUAUGGGACAGAGGCCGAUCGGAGGUGCGCCUGGUCAGCUCGCCAUUCUCAUCAUUCCCGCCCUUCACCAUCAUCAGGGACAUCCGCCGGUUACUGAGUAGCCCAGCCCAUCUGAACGCGGUCCGUUAUGCUGCCGUGUGCUGUGCGCGGGCGUCAGAGCGCUCGGAGCCGGAGACGGCGAUGCAGCGCUCGACAUUGGGGAAGGUGGCCGAGCCCGUGACGCAUGCUGCAGGGCCGAUGCUGCCACUGCACGCGGACGCCGUUGCUCCUGGAUACGAAGAAGUGGACAAAAUGCAGCCGGCAGGAGCCGUCGCUGCUUUCGCUGUUUUGCUGUCGCGCCUGCCUGCUCUGGAGACACUCGAGAUCCGGACCUUUGACCGGGCCGAAGAUGAAGAGGACGACGAGCAAACCGCAUCUAUAGCACUAGGAGACCCCGUUAUCUCCCUCCUCUGCCGGCAGAUGCUUUCGGCCGGCAAUGCGGCCUUCGCACACGUCAAGACGGCCAGGAUCGUCGUACCAUACCCGGACGAAGACCCCGCCGCGGAGUUCGGCUUUUACGUCAGCGCAGACACUGUGCUACCCCUGUUUUACCUUCCCCAAGUCCGCAACCUUGAGAUGCACCGCGUGGAGGACGGUGGACGGCUGGUUUCGUGGCCAGCCGGGGGACGACCCGUCUCCGCGACGCAGCUUAAAGAAUUGGUCAUGAGCAAGGCCCAGCUGACUGAAGCAAGUGUGGACCAACUUGUGCGAGCAUGCCCGGACCUGGAGGUUCUCCGCUGGGAGCAUGUCAUCGAUGCCGAAUACGCCCGGUCGUGGCUCGACUUGGACGCGCUGCGCACAUCGCUCGAAACCCUGAAGCACUCGCUAGAGGAGCUCUCCUUCAGCGUGAUUCUCUGGACAUCCACAGCCAUUGACUGCGGCGAGAAAGGGCCGUGGGGUAUUCGGGGCACGCUGGCGUCGCUCAGGGGGUUCGCACAGCUUAAGCGCGUCACUAUCUCGCUACCUGUACUACUAGGGUGGAGAACAGAUAACUCGGCGAGGCUCGCCGACGUGCUCCCCGCUAGCAUCGAGUGUAUCACAGUCACCAACGAAAUGUUCUUCUGGUGGCACUCCCGAUGGGACGACAUCAAGUGGGAGGCGGACGACCCAAGCGUCCCAAGGUGGCACACACUCGAGGCUAAAAUCACGGAGUACCUGGAGGCUAGGCCUUCAAGCUUAAGGCAGCUCAAGGUCGAGGUUUGGACAGCCGGUGAGACAUCACGGGCUGAAGAGUUAAGGGACAGGCUGACAGCAGUCGGGGCCGCUACUGGUGUUCACGUCACCGUUGAGCUAAGGUCAUAG
Molecule: messenger RNA, 1377 nt
Organism: Colletotrichum chrysophilum
Lineage: Eukaryota; Fungi; Ascomycota; Sordariomycetes; Glomerellales; Glomerellaceae
Exons: 1
Coding region: 1-1377 (458 amino acids)
Source: RefSeq, a predicted model, not a curated record